Meriones unguiculatus (Mongolian gerbil) is the source of this 1816-nucleotide messenger RNA. It is a transcript of the gene Tprg1, whose product is annotated as tumor protein p63 regulated 1. Gene Ontology annotation, cellular component: cytoplasm. Bases 177 to 1019 code for a protein of 280 amino acids. NCBI's taxonomy places the organism in Eukaryota, Metazoa, Chordata, Mammalia, Rodentia, Muridae. The record is from RefSeq and is a predicted model, not a curated record. The transcript has 6 exons.
AGCUACAGAGGUGCGGCUCUGUGUCAGCUGGGUGACAGCUCCUUGGGCAGUUUCCUGCCAGGCUUUCUUUGAGGCAGCUACACCUCUGCUAGCCACUGUUUGUGGUCUACCUCUUCUUGUCUGGGAAGAAAAAGAAGAGCCUUGAGGACCUACUGCUGCCUACCCAGGCUAAAGAAAUGUCAACAAUUGGGAGCUUUGAAGGAUUCCAGCCCGUGUCUCUGACGCAGGAGGGAGAUGACCAGCCCUCCGAGAAUGACCACUUGUCCACAGAGGAGGCGGGGGACUCAGGCAAGGACCCAGGACAAAGACAGAUUUCAAGACAGCAGAGUGUGACUAAAUCGACGCUUUACCCCAAUCCUUAUCACCAGCCCUACGUGUCACGGAAGUACUUUGCCACACGGCCGGGGGCCAUUGAGACUGCUGUGGAAGACUUGAGAAGCCAUGUCACGCAGACUUCUGGAGAGAGCGUUCAAGGGUUCUGGCUCCUGACACAGAUUGAUCACUGGAACAAUGAGAAAGAAAAGGUCCUUUUUCUCACAGACAAGACCCUCUUGAUCUGCAAAUAUGACUUCAUCAUGCUCAGCUGUGUGCAGAUGCAGCAGGUUCCCUUGAGUGCCAUCUGUCGCAUCUGCCUGGGAAAAUUUGUCUUCCCAGUGAUGUCUCUGGACAAGAGAUCAGGAGAAGGCCUUAGGAUUUGCUGGGGGAGCACCGAGGGGCAGUCUCUACUGUCGCGAUGGAACCCGUGGUCUACUGAGGUUCCCUAUGCUACCUUCACUGAACACCCUAUGAAAGACACCAGUGAGAAGUUCCUUGAGAUCUGCAAGUUGUCUGGGUUCAUGUCUAAGCUUAUUCCAGCUGUUGAGCGUGCUCACAAGAAUUCUGCCGGAUCUGGAAGAGGAGAGGAACUGAUGGUGUUAACCCAACCCAUCCUGAUCGAGACCUACACUGGGCUCAUGUCCUUCAUUGGAAACCACAACAAACUUGGCUAUUCUCUUGCUCGUGGGAGUAUUGGCUUUUGAGACUCUUAGUACAAAGUACAUCAUCUGUAGAUGACCAUUUGCUUAAAUUCACUACAUUUUUUUUGAAUUAUAAAAGUCAUUUUCAAAUAAUAUUCACGGGACUGACUUACUAGUGUUUUAGGAAGUCUAAAAGCUUGGUUAGACUGGUAGACAAUUUAAGUCUCAAAUGAGAGAAAUUGAAUUCUCUUAAAAUGAGAAUAAAGACUUCUCAUCUCAUUUAAUGUUGUGUCAUGAGCACCUAAUUAAUAUCUCUGAACAGAAUCCAUGAUGCAAUCUAAAUUUAAAUUUGCUAAAAUUUAAAUUUUUGUCUUUGUAUUCCUCACAUACACUGGGACUUUCAUCAUCUUAGUUUUCAUCCCUUGAGUCCUGUUUUAUUCUCACUGGGCUCUCAUUGGAUCUGCUAUUACAGCUGCCAUUUAUGGGUGCAUUCCAAUUUAUACCCCAUAUAUAUAUAUAUAUUUAUUUAUCCCAAGAUUCAGGCUCUUCCUUAUGCCAGUCAUUCCUAUGCUAGUGUUUCUAACGCCUCCUUGCAUUCAGCAUUUCUCUAUAUUUUUUGAAUCCAUACCUGAAACCUACCAGUUUUGGCUGGUUUGAAUUCUAUGUCAAAUGUGUCCUGUUACAGUAAUAUAUGGAUAUGCAACAUAGCAUUAUAUCCAAGCUUAAAAAUACAUUCUUCUAAGGCUAAUACAUUCUUCUAAGGCAUUAACAUAGAGCUUGCCCAACUUGUACAAAGUCUUAAAUUUGAUUUUUAACACUGAAAAGGAAAAGAAAAAAAAAAAACAAAUCAAAAAUAAAAA